Thamnophis sirtalis is the source of this 2221-nucleotide messenger RNA. It is a transcript of the gene CFAP52, whose product is annotated as cilia and flagella associated protein 52. The record is from RefSeq and is a predicted model, not a curated record. Gene Ontology annotation, molecular function: protein binding. Lineage: Eukaryota; Metazoa; Chordata; Lepidosauria; Squamata; Natricidae.
CCCAAACGAGAAAGCGGAGUCGGCGGAGGAGUUGGAAGGCCUUCAGCUUCAGGCGAUCAUUGGCUUCAAUGGACAUGUUCCCUUUGGUCUCAUCUGCCAUCCAGAUCGAGAGCAUCUUAUCUAUCCACUGGGUUGCACAGUAAUUAUUCAAAGCAUAAACACUCCGGGUCAAGCUUUUUUACAUGGUCACACGAACAAUGUCUCCUGUGUCAGUGUUUCUCCAAGUGGAAGUUAUGUGGCUUCUGGUCAGAUCACAUUCAUGGGCUUUAAGGCUGAUAUCAUUUUAUGGGACUACAGCAAAAAGGAGAUGUUGUCUCGACUGUCACUUCACAAGGGUAAAAUCGAACAUCUGGCAUUUUCUCCAAAUGAUCUUUACCUGAUUUCACUGGGAGGCCAAGAUGAUGGCAGCAUUGUGGUGUGGAGUGUCCAAAAGAAAGAAGCCAUCUGUGGUAGUCCUGCUUCUGCUCGUAGUGCUGGUAACCCAACCACACUGGUAUAUUCCAACUGCAAGGAUGAGAUGUUCAUCAGUGCGGGAAAUGGAACUAUUCGAGUAUGGGAACUGGAUUUACCCAACAGAAAAAUCCGACCAAUUGAAUGUCAAACAGGGCAGCUGAAAAGAAUAGUUGCUUGUGCCAUGAUGGCAGAGGAUGACAGCUACUUCUACGUUGGCACAUCCACUGGUGAUAUCCUCAAAAUCAAUACAAAAAGCACACUGAUGAGUAAUUUUGGCCCAAUAAAGGAUAAACACAGCUUGGGAGUUACAGCUUUGCUUUUGCUGAAAGUGGGUGACUUGGUCAUUGGCACUGGAGCUGGAAUCUUAGCCCUUUGCUCAGGAUCCAAAUAUAAAAUAAUCAAAAAAGUUCAGUUGGAAGGUGCUAUUACGUCCAUCACACCACGAGGCCAGGGCCACCAAUUUUUUGUGGGCACAAAUGAGUCACAGAUUUACCGAUUCUCAUAUUCUGACUUUAAGGAUGAGCUCAUAGCCACUUGCCAUAAUGAUGCUAUCAAUGAUAUAAUUUUCCCAUAUGGUACAUCUGACUUGUUUGCCACAUGUUCCAAGAAUGAUAUCCGUGUAUGGUAUACACCUGAAAAUAAGGAGCUGCUACGGAUUACUGUCCACAACAUGACUUGUCAUGCCAUAGAUUUCAUGCGGGAUGGCAAAAGCAUCAUUUCAGCUUGGAAUGAUGGAAAAAUCCGUGCCUUCACCCCAGAAACUGGGCGGUUGAUAUACGUGAUCGAGCAUGCUCAUAGUAUGGGUGUGACAGCUGUGGCUACCACAAGUGACUGCAAAAGAAUAAUCAGUGGAGGUGGUGAGGGUCAGGUGAGAGUAUGGGAAGUUGGGAAGGAAACACGCAAGCUAGAAGAAGUAAUGAAAGAACACAUAUCUGCUAUUUCUUGCAUCAAGAUAAAGAAGAAUAAUCAGGAGUGUGUCACAGCCAGCACUGAUGGGACAUGCAUUAUCUGGGAUCUUGUCCACUUCAUGAGAAGGCAGAUGAUAUUGGCCAAUACUUUAUUCAAAUGUGUAUGCUAUCACCCUGAUGAACAUCAGCUUAUCACAAGUGGCACAGAUAGAAAGAUUGGUUACUGGGAAGUGUUUGAUGGGGCACCAAUCAGAGAAUUAGAGGGCUCCCUUUCUGGUUCUAUCAACGGAAUGGAUAUUACAACGGAUGGAUUGUAUUUUGUGACUGGAGGUGAUGACCAUCUAGUAAAAGUGUGGGAUUAUAAUGAAGGUGAAGUGCUUUCUGUUGGGAUUGGUCAUAGCGGCAGCAUCACCCGCCUGAAGAUCUGUCCUAACAAUAAAUUAGUUGUGAGUGUGAGUGCUGAUGGUGCUAUCCUUCGUUGGAAAUAUCCUUACAUUUGUAAUCCUUAAAAUAUUUGCUACUUCUAUUGUUUUUUUUAAGGUGGCCUUUAAAUAAUUGUUCAACUUGGUACUGUUUUUUUAAAAGUCGUCAUUAGUUCAGAAGUGAAUUAGUCUGAAAAAGGCACCUGUUUAUUAUUACCAUUGUUUUUAUUGGUUUCAAUUAUUUAGUUAUAUGGCAUUUUGGUAUAUUUGUACUAUGUUUGUAAUCUAUGAUGUCUGAAAUGUUAGUUAAUAUAUAUUGUCAUGCUCCCUCCUUCACAGUGAAUUAGAAGUUGUACAAAUCUAUUAUGUAAGCAUCCUUAAAUCUCUUUCAUUAAAAAGGCAAAAGACCAUUAAAAAAAGAGCAGGUUUGAAUAUAUA